AUGGCCGAUAGAGUUAAGUUGCUGGUACAAAGGCGAACGUCUUUAAAGUCGCAAAUUACUAACCUAGCGAAUCUAGUCGAAAAGGGCAAAUUAGACCGGGCAACGUUAAAAUUACGAAUAGCACGUCUCACAGAAUUGCAUCGCGCGUUCGAAGAAUACAAUGACGAGCUCGAGGUAUUAGAUGCCAACGAACAACACCGAAACGAAUUCACGCAAAUUCGGGAUCGGUUUUACGCACUCGCGAGUAAGGUUAACAAUAUUCUCAACCCGGCGAGCGUAUCGACGGCGAGCGUAUCGAGCAAUGGUUCUAGCGUGUCAAACGGCGAAAAUCGUGCCGACGGAAUCGAAUCAAUGCCGAAACGACGUAUUAAAUUACCCGAAGCACCGUUACCGACUUUCGAGGGUAAAUUCGAAAAUUGGCUGUCCUUUAAAAACUCGUUCCAUGAUAUGAUCGGGUCACGGUCGGAUUUAUCCGACAUUGACAAAUUACAGUACUUAAAAUCGGCGUUAACCGGGGAAGCCGCGAAUAAAAUUAAGAUUUUCACAAUCGCCGGAACAACCUACUCGAAAGCGUGGGAAUUACUGGAACGCGCAUAUGAAGUAAAGCGAGUUCUAAUUUCUCGGCAUCUCUCGUCGAUCAUUAACAUGCCGACGUUAGAAAAGGAGACCACAAACGGCUUAUCGAAACUCGCCGACGAUGCUCAACAGCAUCUUGCUUCCUUAAGCGUACUGGGAGUCUCAGUCGGACAUGAAAUGAUUGUCCAUAUUUUGGAAAGUAAAUUGCCAAGGACCACGGUAGAAAAAUGGGAAGCGAGUCUCGAAAGAGAUGAAUUCCCGAAGGUCGAUCAACUCUAUGAGUUUCUGUACAAAACCGCGGUUUGCGUAUCAAAGCGAGAUCGAUCGAGAUCUUUCGAGACGGAAAGGUCUAAGAACGAUACCCCCGCUAAAAGGAAACUGAGGUCCUCAAACCAGGCGUUCGUUUUGAACACAUCGCGAAACUGCGUUGCAUGCAAGGCCAAACGACAUCCGCUAUUCGUAUGCGACAAAUUCAAGCAGCUGCCGGUCCCUAAACGCAUUGAAUUAGUAAGAUCGGCGAAGGUUUGCUACAACUGUUUGCGUUCUCAUAGAGACAGGCCUUGUAAAUUCUCGAGCUGCUCGAUAUGCCAAAAACGUCACAAUACGUUAUUGCACCUCGACAAUUACAAGUCCGUCGACAAAUCUGAGACGGCGCAAUCCGCGACUACCACUUCCCAAUGA
Molecule: messenger RNA, 1257 nt
Organism: Vollenhovia emeryi
Lineage: Eukaryota; Metazoa; Arthropoda; Insecta; Hymenoptera; Formicidae
Exons: 1
Coding region: 1-1257 (418 amino acids)
Source: RefSeq, a predicted model, not a curated record